This is a messenger RNA of Pelobates fuscus (common spadefoot toad), 4929 nucleotides long. RefSeq names its product Rho GTPase activating protein 35 (gene ARHGAP35). The record is from RefSeq and is a predicted model, not a curated record. Gene Ontology annotation, molecular function: GTPase activity; GTP binding; GTPase activator activity. The transcript is spliced from 7 exons. Bases 290 to 4744 code for a protein of 1484 amino acids. Gene Ontology annotation, biological process: regulation of axonogenesis; regulation of cell size; Rho protein signal transduction. NCBI's taxonomy places the organism in Eukaryota, Metazoa, Chordata, Amphibia, Anura, Pelobatidae. Gene Ontology annotation, cellular component: cytosol.
GACUCGGGGUGAGCGGCCUCCCUUAUAUAGAGAUACACGACUUCUGAAUUUGGAUUGUAAAUAUGUCUCCUGCAUGUGGCUCGGGUUCUUCAUCUGCUGUACAGAGGAUUUGUUCCUGGUAACUCCAAGUGUCCUUCCUCCAGGAAAAGAUCUUUGCGUAGGGCAGCAGAACUGGUUGCUGCUGAUAACAUUCCUGAUCAUCCUUCUGAAGCAAAGACUCUGUGCAUGGGGUGGCAGUGCACAGCCUCACCUCAGCAACUGUUGAUGUGGGCAGGAUGAGUGCUGCGUCAUGAUGAUGGCACGGAAACAAGAUGUGCGCGUGCCCACCUAUAGUGUCGGCGUGGUGGGACUGUCUGGCACAGAAAAGGAGAAAGGCCAGUGUGGCAUUGGGAAGUCGUGUCUGUGUAACCGCUUUGUACGACCAAGUGCAGAUGACUUCCACUUGGACCACACAUCCGUCCUAAGCACUAGUGAUUUUGGGGGCCGUGUCGUGAACAAUGACCACUUUCUCUACUGGGGUGAAGUGGUUCGAUGCCUGGAGGACUCUGUUGAAUGCAAGGUCCAUGUGGUGGAGCAGACAGAGUUCAUUGAUGAUCAGACCUUCCAGCCUCAUCGCAGUACAGCACUGCAGCCUUACAUUAAACGAGCAGCCUCCACCAAGCUGGCCUCUGCCGAAAAACUCAUGUACUUCUGCACAGAUCAGUUGGGUUUGGAACAAGACUUUGAGCAAAAGCAGAUGCCUGAGGGCAAGCUGCUCAUAGAUGGCUUCCUGUUAUGUGUGGAUGUUAGUCGUGGUAUGAACAGGAACUUUGAUGACCAGCUAAAGUUUGUGUCCAACUUAUACACUCAGCUAGCCAAGACGAAAAAGCCUAUUGUACUAGUACUGACCAAGUGUGAUGAAGGUGUAGAACGCUAUAUCCGUGAUGCUCAUGGAUUUGCACUCAACAAAAAGAACUUGCAGGUUGUAGAAACCUCCGCACGAUCUAACGUCAAUGUAGAUUUAGCAUUUACUGCCCUGGUUCAGCUGAUUGACAAAAGCAGAGGAAAAUCUAAGAUCAUUCCAUACUUUGAGGCUCUGAAGCAGCAAAGCCAACAGAUUGCAGCGGCAAAAGAUAAAUAUGAGUGGCUGGUGAGUCGAGUAGUCAAGUCUCACAAUGAUACUUGGCUCAGUGUUAACUUGCGCAUGCAAGGCUCAAAUGAGUAUCAGGAUUAUAUGUACCUGGAAGGCACUGACAAAGCCAAGAAGCUUUUCAACCAGCAUGUGCAAAGGCUCAAACAAGAUCACAUAGAACGCCGGCGUAAGGUUUAUCUGUCCAGUUUGCCAGUUGCCCUAGACAGCCUUGUGCCUGACCUUGAUGAAAUAGACCACCUGAACUGGGCAAAGGUGGCUAAAUUGCUGGAGACUAAAGCAGACUUCCAUAAGUGGUUUGUGGUCUUGGAUGAUACACCUUGGGACCUAACAAGUCACAUUGACAAGAUGGAGGAUAACCGCAUACCUUAUGACCUAUUGGAUUUGCAGGCAGCUGCAGAUGUGUACAGUGUUCAUCUAGAGAAACUCAAGACUGCCAGGAAAAAGUCAGAAAUGAAGAGAGCUUUCAAGGAGAACCUUGGCACAUCUCCAUUCAUCACACCAGGAAAGCCUUGGGAGGAGGCUCGCAGUUUUAUUAUGAGUGAGGAGUUUUACCAGUGGCUGGAAGAACCAGUAUACAUGGAUAUCUACAGCAGACAUCAAAAAGAGAUAAUUGACAAGGCCAAGGAAGAGUUUCAUGAACUGUUGCUUGAGUACUCAGAGCUGUUCUAUGAGUUGGGUCUUGAUGCCAAGCCCAGUAAAGAGAAGGUCCAUGUGAUUCAGGAUGUUUUAGGUGAAGAGCAGCGUUUCAAAGCACUGCAGAAACUUCAGGCAGAUCGAGAUGCCCUCAUCCUCAAACAUAUUCACUUUGUCUAUCAUCCUACUAAGGAUACUUGCCCUAUUAACCCUUUCUGUGUAGAUACAAAGAUUGAGCAUCUGCUAAACUCUCGGUGCACAUACCCAUAUGACCGUGUCCACAAGGACCCAAAUGUGGACAGGAUCAACUUGGUUAUCCUUGGCAAGGAUGGACUUGCACGGGAACUUGCCAAUGAGAUCCGAGCCCUGUGCACCAAUGACGACAAGUAUGUAAUUGAUGGAAAAAUGUAUGAACUCUCCUUGAGACCCAUUGAGGGCAAUGUACGGCUCCCUGUCAACUCAUUUCAGACGCCCACCUUCCAGCCCCAUGGCUGCCUUUGCCUGUAUAACUCCAAGGAGUCUCUUACUUAUGUGGUGGAGAGUAUUGAGAAGAGCCGAGAGUCUAGUCUAGGCCGUAGAGAAAAUCACCUGCUUCAUUUGCCACUUACUUUAAUCCUUGUCAAUAGGAGGGGAGAUACAGGUGGAGAGACCGCAUACAGCCUCAUUCAGCAAGGUCAUCAGACAGCUAGCAAGCUGCAGUGCAUCUUCCUUGAUGCUGCUUCUACAGGAUUGGGCUAUGGUCGUAAUGUUAAUGAGAAGCAGAUCAGCCAGAUCCUUAGGGGGCUGCUUGAAUCCAAAAGAAAUCUGAAUCUCAUAAGCACUACACCAAGCAUCAAAGAUCUAGCUGACUGUGACCUUCGUAUUGUCAUGUGCCUGAUGUGUGGAGAUCAUUUUAACAUAGAGGAUGUGAUAAAUGCUCUAAAACCCCACACUUUUCGACCUCCUCAGUGUGGUCUUGGUGGCUCUGUACUGCUUGACCUGCCAAUCGGGAGUCAGAAGCGACGCCUGGAGCUACUCAUCUCAUCAUAUCAUGCAUCCUUUAACAUUCGCAAAACUCGACUGGUACAUGGUUAUAUGGUCUUCUAUGCAGCUAAGAGACGCGCAUCCCUAGCUAUGCUGCGGGCCUUUCUGUGUGAAGUACAGGACAUUAUCCCUAUUCAGCUCGUUGCUCUGACAGAAGGUCCUGAAACACUAUUGGACAAUGUGGCGCGGGAUCAACUGAAGGAGGCAGAGGAGAUAGCUCAGGAUAUUGAUGGAAAAUUCCUGACAUUACCAUGUGGACAGGCACAACCCAAGUUUGACUUAUUCUAUCCCUAUUUUAAGGAUGUCAUGGAGAAGAAAGUAAUCAUUGAAGCAUCACACAUGUAUGAUAACACAGCAGAGGCUUGUAGCACGACCGAAGAAGUGUUCAGCUCACCUCGUGCAGGUUCACCUCUUUGCAAUUCCCAUCUGCAUGACUCUGAAGAGGACCCAGAUACACCCUCUCAGCACAAUCUGUUCCGGGAUGAGUCAAGCAUGGGAACGCACCACAGGGAACACUCAAAAUUGGCCAGAGAACUGGAGGAGAGUGAGAAUCUCCCCUACAUCUCUGUCAUGAGCACCUUAGAGAGCAAACUCAACAACAAGGUACCUCCACCCCUCAAACCAAAGCCCCCAAUCCCAUUUGAAAUCUCCAAGGCUGAUCUAUCCUACCUAGAAGCAGGGGGAAGGGACGGGCACAGGAGGUCCCUGACCUCCAUCACCUGGCCCCCAUCUGAAUCAUUUGACCCUUCGGAUUAUGCUGAGCCUAUGGACUCUGUGGUUAAACCAAGGAACCAGGAAGAAAAUAUCUAUUCCGUGCCCCAUGACAGUACCCAAGGCAAGAUAAUCACGAUCCGAAAUACAAACAAGCCCCAGUCCAAUGGUAGUGGCAAUGGCUCAGACAGUGAUAUAGACACAAACUCACUGGAGAGAGCACGAAAAGCAUCCAUAAUUACCAAGCCAGUCAUGUACCGUACCAAGUGUGCCAAACUUGGAAAAUUCUCCAGCUAUCGAAGCAGCUUGAGUGUAGGAAGUGACGAUGAACUGGGACCAAUGCGAACGAAAGAGCAAGAGAUUGGAACUCCAGGACCGAAGGGCGACAACACUUCAAAUUCCUUUGAGGGAGAUGGAGAGGACCCACGUAGGAGAAACAUACUGCGCAGCUUGAGAAGGACUGCUAAGAAAACGAAAACCAAGGUUCGUCCUCCCAUCUCCAAGACUAUGUGGGAGAGUAACUACUUUGGAAUUCCACUAUCUAGUGUUGUGACUCCUGAAAGGCCUAUCCCCAUAUUCAUUGAGAAGUGUGUGGAGUACAUAGAAGCCACGGGUGAGGGGAUGAGCACUGAAGGUAUUUAUCGUGUUAGUGGGAACAAAUCCGAAAUGGAUUCUUUGCAAAGGCAGUUUGAUCAAGAUCAUGACCUGGAUUUGGCAGAGAAAGAUUUCACAGUGAACACUGUGGCUGGAGCCAUGAAGAGUUUCUUCUCUGAGCUGCCAGACCCUCUAGUGCCAUACAAUAUGCAGGCUGAGCUGGUGGAAGCAUACAAGAUUAAUGAUCAAGAGCAGAAACUUCAGGCCAUGAAAGAUCUUCUCAAGAAAUUCCCCAAGGAAAAUCAUGAGAUCUUCAAAUAUGUCAUUAGUCACCUGAACCGGGUGAGCCAACAUCAUCAUAUAAAUCUCAUGACUAGCGAGAAUCUUUCCAUUUGUUUUUGGCCAACGUUGAUGCGCCCAGAUUUCACCACCAUGGAUGCUCUGACAGCGACUCGCACCUACCAGACAAUCAUCGAGCUCUUCAUCCAUCAGUGCCCUUUCUUCUUUUACCAGCGCCCUCCCAUGGACCUACCUACUCCAAGCUCCCCUUCUACUCCUCCUCUUUCUCAGCCUUCUCCUCCUCAGUCUCCUCCUCUAACCCCCGUGUCACCUUCGCAGACCCUGCUACCCACCGAGCAGAACAUCCUGUGACCGUCCCCUCCCAUCAGCUUCUAGUCACCUGGAGGCAGUAUCUGCCCCCUCUCUGCCACUCGCUGACCUCUUGAAGCGGGCCAGUGGCAUUACAUAUGGGACCACUAAAGCCAUGGAGAGACUGAGAGUCUGAGCCAGGAAUGUACCCUAUGAUGGAGAGAGGCUGCAUCACUACACCAUUUAAA